UGAGAGACGCGGAGCAGCUUGACUCAGUUGCAGCAUCAUACAAAGUGCACCCACCAUGCGUGUGUGCCCUGAUCUCACAUCGUAACUGCAUCGAGCAGUAGACGUACAGUACCGUUUUCUUGGCGGCACAGACUCGCUUGGAUCACUUUUCCCAGCCAAGGCUCCUUUCAAGUUGCACACGGCUGGCCUAAUUACCGUCAUCAUGGCGAUCAUGCAGAGAUGCUGCUGUUUUGAUAACGUCCGAUCUGGCUCCAUCGCAUCCGCGAUAUACACUCUGGCCUAUGCCUUGUUAUGUUUGGGGUAUUCAGGCUGGAAAGUCGCACCACGUGCUGAAUGGGCGUACAUAUAUUAUCGAGACACUGCGAGUUUCACCAUGGACUGUUUCUGGCUGUCGUUCCUAUGUGUGAUGGUGAUUGCUUCUGUACUUGUCCUUGUGGGCGUAUCCCGGGACACGCGCGGAUUGCUCCUGGCGUAUAUGAUCGUGAUGCCGAUCAUGAUCCUGCUGCAGUGUGUGCAGUGCAUCUUGAUCAUCGUCAUUCUUGCUCAGAGUGGAUACGGCUCGGGCGUCGCUGUGUCAAUUAUUGUGCUCAUCUUCAUCUUGCUUUUUACCUUACUUGAUGUGUUUUGCUUCCUGUGUGUGGUGUCUCAGUACCAGGAGCUGAGGGAUGGGCGUGGUCGCAUGCAAGACGUUAUGGCAACCAGGGCUCAGGGUCCAACAACCGUCAUCACCACAUCUCCCCCAGCGGGUAGCAAUGUUGUUAUUGCUUCCCCGGCUGGCGCUCCACCUGGCUACCCUCCCCAGCAGGGCUACGCUCCCCAACAGGGCUACGCUCCCCAACAGGGCUACGCUCCCCAACAGGGCUACCCUCCCCAACAGGGCUACCCUCCCCAACAGGGCUACCCGCCCUUGCAAGGGAAGCCACCGUAUCCCGAGAAAGUUUAAGUAUGUUGCCCAUGGGAUUUGAGCAGCACCCAUUGAGAUAAAUGUUGAAAACGUGUUCGUGUGUCAUGUACGGAUGCAUGACACAAUCGUGGUGUUCACAAAUUGUUGCUGCAUUCCUAAGGAAAAGUAGAUGAAAUGUAACUGCACGAAGAAAGGCCUGAUGUUUCAUUUCAGUACUUAGAACAUUGUAUAUGACAAUAGUCAAUGCACGUUUUUCCUAUGUAGACAAACGGGCUUUUUAAAAAGCUGGAGUAAAAUAGAAGUAGCGUAAAGUGUACUUUAUAAUAUCAAUAUGAUAGGUUUCAGAUUAGAAAAGAGAGUGCUUUAAUUAAAUGCGAACAAAUAGGUAGGAUUCGUGUGAAACAAGUUUGGCACCAGUUUUCAUUUGCUUUUGAGUUUGCAUACGGCCUUGCUGAGAAGUAGACCAGUACUCUCAGAUCCUUCAAUGGAACAUGUUUUGUCAAACUGUCCAUAAUAUUAUAAGAAAACUAUUCGACAUUUCUUUCUAGAUACAUUGAAAAGUGCACUCUGUGAUUUAACAUUGAUCAUCAUGCUCUUCCCAGUAACGAGGGAGCGCUGUCGCUGUAAUGCACUGUACUGUAUAGUUUCCGGGUGAAUCCAAAUUUCUUACUGAAAAUCUUUGUGGAAAACUUUCCUAACUGACUUGCUGUCAUGCACAUAGACAUCCACAUUAUCUUCAAAGUAUUUGAGAGAGCUGAUUAUCGUAAACUCUGGAUAAUGGAAAGGGCAGAAAUAGCUCUACCAAUGAGGAUAACGCUACACUUUUGCUCAGAUAAAAUGCGACUUAUGUCGUCCGUAUGUGAAAAAAGCAACACUGGAAAUCAGGUUAAGUAGGCCACAGGAUGUUAGAACUGCCUUUAAAAAGUACACUGUAUGUGCCUUUGAAUUUAAAGGAAACGGUACCCAUGAAUGCAAGCAAAGUAACGACAACCACAAGGUAGCUCUUGGUGCCGGAACCACAGACGAGCGUAAGACUGUACGAAUAUGACAUUGCAGUCAUUAUGUUAACCGAGCAUCUGAUAUUAUUUAUUAUAGUAUUAUGAGCAUAUAACGUUAUUUAGUAUACAUGUAUAACUGACAGAAGGCCCUUGCAGGACAUCAGAGUCGAACGUUUUGUAGCGUCCACUAUGGAUUUCUUUGUGAAGACAUUCAUCCUUGACUUUUUAUUACAAAUUUGCAAAAUGUACAGAACCGAAAACUAGUUAUGAAUAUCUGCCACUUUUUUUUUACUGAAUGCAGUAAAAAUAUAUAUUUCGAUGGGAAUGGCUACAAGCAAUACAACAAGUGCUGUAUUUGCAAGAGUUUUAGCCACAAUUGUAUAUCCAUUGGCGGCGGUGCUGUAAAUGUUUCUUCAUGCAAAAGUAGUAUACAUCCGUGAUGUUAGCAAAAUUUGGCAGUACUGUUUACCUUUUGCUAUUUUGCCAUUUUUCAUGUACUGUAUGCUUACAUGCUUAAUAGAAUAAAUACAUAUUCAUUUGUUCUGCCACAUCUGGGCAUUUGACUAAGACUAAUUAGUACAAGCAAAUCCACGUUUCAAUCUUUCAAAGAGUUAAGGCACGUAAGUAUAUUUGCAUGAUUCGUAAACUGCCAAUAUGUUUCAUACACUUCGCUAGAGGCGGUCCCUGCAUAUCAUCGUGGGAUCAAUGGAACGGAUCUUGUCAUUAAGAGAGAAACACUGUGAGAAGUAUGGCUUUUCAAAAACACUCUGCAAACAAACUGCACUGUAUGAUACUUUGAGAGCCCAACUACACCAUUUGCCAUGAUGACUGAACUAUUAUUAAUCAGUAAAAAUAAUUGUACCUUCGAUCUA
This is a messenger RNA of Acanthaster planci (crown-of-thorns starfish), 2774 nucleotides long. RefSeq lists its product as uncharacterized. The record is from RefSeq and is a predicted model, not a curated record. NCBI's taxonomy places the organism in Eukaryota, Metazoa, Echinodermata, Asteroidea, Valvatida, Acanthasteridae.